This is a messenger RNA of Schistosoma turkestanicum, 1511 nucleotides long. Lineage: Eukaryota; Metazoa; Platyhelminthes; Trematoda; Strigeidida; Schistosomatidae. The record is from the annotation of a GenBank genome assembly.
GCCAAAUGACUGAAACCAGUGUGAUUGAGUUGUUUGAGUACCAUUUAUCGGAAAUUACUAAAUAACUUGAACCAUACUGAAACAAGAAACGAAAGCAAAGAAAUAUAUUGGUGUACACUAGCUCGUGAAGAAGAUAUUGGACAUGGGACAUCACAGAUUUGAGUAAUGUACAAUUAUGAGUCGGAUAAAAUGUGCAACAGAUCUGGAGAAAUCAGCCAUAACAAACAAUUUCGAAGCACGUGGUUGGGUAAUUGUGCAUCCUGACGAGGACUGGAAUAUUUUUUGGGCUUCUGUUCAAAGUGUGCACAUAAUCUUUAACAAUGACACAUCAUAUAGAUUAUCAGAUAACCAGAUUAUAAACCACUUUCCGAACCAUUUUGAACUUACCAGAAAAGAUCUAAUGGUCAGAAACAUUAAAAGGUACAGACGCGAAUUGGAGAAGGAUGGGAAUCCGUUUGCUGUGAAAGAUGAGACUGGGAGGUAUAUCUUCUUGGAUUUUAUACCCGUCACUUAUAUGCUACCUCAGGAUUACAAUCUAUUUGCAGAGGAAUUCAAACGUAAUCCCUCUUCUACGUGGAUAAUGAAGCCUAGCGGGAAAGCCCGUGGAGUUGGUAUUUUCUUGAUCAACAAACUCUCUCAACUUAAACGUUGGUCCAGAAAUGGAAGAUCAGGCUUGAUUAGUGCAGCACCGAUUUGCAGAGAUGCUUAUGUGAUAUCUAGGUAUAUUGAAAACCCAUUGCUAAUCGGAGGUAAGAAGUUUGACCUGCGUCUUUACGUCCUUGUUACUUCGUUCAGACCUCUCAAAGCAUAUGUAUAUAAACUGGGGUUCUGCAGGUUUUGCACUGUAAGGUAUAACUCAGAUGUCAGCGAGCUAGACAAUAUGUUUGUCCACUUAACUAACGUCUCAAUACAGAAGCACGGAAUUCAUUAUAACAGUGUUCAUGGCGGUAAAUGGACAACAGAGAAUUUCCGCUUGUGGUUGGAGGGAACGAAAGGGAAAUCUAUAUCAGACAAGCUAUUUGAUGAGGUUCAUUGGAUAAUAGUACAUUCCUUGAAAGCAGUUGCAAAUGUGAUGAUAAACGACAGACACUGCUUUGAGUGCUAUGGUUAUGACAUAAUAAUAGACGAAAAUUUUAAGCCAUGGCUUAUCGAGGUAAAUGCAUCUCCGUCUCUGUCAGCUACAACAGCUAGUGAUCGCAUUUUGAAAUACAAGUUAGUGAACGAUGUUAUUAAUAUUGUUGUACCUUGCGGGACGAUGCCGGAUGUCAAAUCCAACAAAAAUGUCACUAAAGAAGGAAUGGGACAGUUUGAUCUACUGUAUGACGAGGAGAAGGCAUUAGUAGAGUCUCUUGGAGUUACUAAUGCUCAGCCGCAAAAACAUCUAAACUCUUCCGGAAACAUUCCCAAUAAUUUUUAUCAAACUGGACUACGCGGAAGACGUAUAAGUCGAAUGGGUAUAGCAAAAUGAAUAAUAAUAAAUAUUAUAUUGUAUACUAAGCAGAGUUUUACAU